Symbiodinium necroappetens is the source of this 393-nucleotide messenger RNA. The record is from the annotation of a GenBank genome assembly. NCBI's taxonomy places the organism in Eukaryota, Dinophyceae, Suessiales, Symbiodiniaceae.
AUGGACUCUUUCGGCUUUCUAUCAGUGGAGAUUGACUUCUCCGGCCUAUCUCAUGGUUCAUCAGACUACCAGGCCCUGAGCAAGCUCUGUACCAGACUCUUCUUCCACAGCUCAGAGCUUCCGUACCAGCUGUGCUCUUGUCGCAGAUCUUCGGACCUCUGCGGUACAAAGGUUGAGUUCAAAGUCGUGGUCGACAGCGAAAGCCAGCAGAAAGCUGUGAGGCUCUGCUUGCUGGAAGGCGUCGUUCCCAAGAGAAGGAAGUCCGACAAUCACAUCAGGUGCAGCCGGGCGCAGGAAAGGCGCGAUCAUCGUUUCAUCUUCGAGGCUGACCUCGCAGAUCCCUUCUUGGCUGAACAAGAAGAGCUUUUGGCAGCAGGUUUCCAGAGCUCGUGA